GAAUUCAGUAGAACGACAUUCGUUUUGUAAUGUUUUGUAUAUUUGCUUUACCCUACAUAUGCUAUAAUGAACGAAUUGUAAUAACAAUUUAAGCGCAUGCGCCCUUUAAAUACUGUUCUCUUGUGAUUUUCGAAAAGUCCAUAACGAAGCUAAUACAGAUUAAUAUUUUUGAAAAUUAUAAGUAUUAGUCUCUAAACCAGAUAAUAUAUAUUUAUAUAACCAUUAACUGAGUUCCCGCUUUGUCUGCAAGAAAAAAGUUAAAAAUCAUAUGUUUCUACUUUCGGAAAAAAGGAAAACUUUAAACGUAUUUGACAUUCAAUGUGGUUGGCAACUUUGUUAUCUGCUAUAACGGUUUUCAUCCCCAUUCUGUGUGAAACUACCCAUCAUUGACCCCCAUUCUAUCCAUACCCCCUAAAUGAUUUGUCAAAAAGGAAGACUGAAAAUCGUUUACUCAGGUUGAAUCAUCUACAUUAGCAAAAAGAAAUUGUGUCUUCCGCAUAAUCUAUUUCAUUAGUUUUCACAUACCUAAAGAUCGCGAAAAAACCAAGUUGAAACUAAAUUAAGUUCUGUAAGUGCGUAUUUACAUUACAACAAAAUGGAGGAGUUGUGGCACAAAGCGUGUAAACACUUUGCUAUACCCGAGGAUGUGGCCAAAAGCUGGUACACACGUAUAAACCAACGACUUAACGAAAGCCACUCCAAGCGUUAUUAUCACAAUUGGAAUGAAAUGAUGCAACAUAAAUACGAGCAUCUGCAGCAUUGUAGACCUGCAUUAGUAUUGGCUGCAUUCUUUCAAUAUUACUCAUAUGACGGUGUACAGCCUUGUGUGAAAGGAAAUUGUGCAGCUUUUGAAGAAUUUUGCUGCGAUGCAUCGUUGGAUGAUGUAGAAACUAAGAACUUAAUAUUAAAACUUUUGGGUGAUAAAUCUGCAGAUAGUGAGCUGGAAAGUACAUGGGAAGAAGAUGCCAAUUUACUACAGGAUUUGGAUCUAGCUAUACUAGCAGCAAGCAGUGAAAACUAUAACCGAUAUUGCCAACUAUUACGCAAAGAAUAUGGUCACAUGAGUGACGAUGAUUAUAAAAAUAUGCGUUUGAAGGUACUUCAAACGUUACUAAGUAUACCAAAUAUAUUUUCAACCACGCAAUUUCAAACCCGUUUUGAAGCAACAGCGCGUGCGAAUAUGAAAGAUGAAAUAAGCACACUAAAAGCAUAAGCCUUUAUGCAAUUUAGCAAUUUUGUUUCGUAAACUGCUCUACUCACGUGUAUGUAGGUGAUUCUUAAAUUUGAAUUACGUGUUUGAUUAGAUAUUUACUCUUGUAUGGCAUUCAAAUGUACUCAUAUGUUGAUAUUAAAAGGAUAAUGUUUAGAAAAUGCAACUCAAUCAAAUGAAAGUUAACGUGAAAUUAAAAACAAUAUACAUUCAUACAUAAAAUAAAUAUUUAGCUAGUUUUUCGAUUGCGUAUUAUGUAGUGCGGACAUAAUUCACGCACUUUUAUUAGCGUGUUGAGUGUUAAAUUAAUAAACAAAUUUAUUUAAUUCUCAACGGUGUCAAAUUGAAAUUGUUGGUAGAAACAUGGAGCCCACCUAGUACAUGUAGACCAGCUUAAUAUAUAAUAACCUUGCUAUACCGCCACAAAAGCACAAAAAUUAGUCUCUAUAAAAUUCGAAUGUUGUUUAAUUACGUCUGUAUUUAAUGUAUGUAAAAUAAUUGAAAUAAAUAUAUAUAGAAAUGAUGAAAUGUGUUUGAUUUAUCUAACGAUCAUUUGUCAUAUUGGUGAAAUGGAAUAAAUAGCAAAAUGUGAGCUAUGGAAAAUAUACUUUUUCUCCAACUUACAGUUUUGUUUAUUUAUUUUAUUAUCCAAAAAAGGACAAAUGUAAGAUUACUGUUAUGCGCAUCGGAUGGGUAGGUAUGUAAGCAACAAAUGAAGGUUUGGCUUGCUGUAAAAGUCAUGGUGUAAAAGCAAAUUUGCGCCUACUAUACUCAUUAGCAGUCCAUGCCUUAGCUUGUUGCUUAACUGGUAAGUAAAAUUGUUUAAUAAAAACCUUAUUAUUUCUUUGCAAAUUCUUUACUCGUAAUGACAUAUACUAACUAUCUUACUUUCAUUACAUUUAUGCACUU
Messenger RNA from Ceratitis capitata (Mediterranean fruit fly), 2119 nucleotides. RefSeq lists its product as uncharacterized. The record is from RefSeq and is a predicted model, not a curated record. Lineage: Eukaryota; Metazoa; Arthropoda; Insecta; Diptera; Tephritidae. Bases 596 to 1213 code for a protein of 205 amino acids. The transcript has 4 exons.